Molecule: messenger RNA, 2094 nt
Organism: Selaginella moellendorffii
Lineage: Eukaryota; Viridiplantae; Streptophyta; Lycopodiopsida; Selaginellales; Selaginellaceae
Product: adagio protein 1
Exons: 2
Coding region: 101-2017 (638 amino acids)
Biological process (GO): response to blue light; circadian rhythm
Cellular component (GO): SCF ubiquitin ligase complex; nucleus; cytosol
Molecular function (GO): protein binding
Source: RefSeq, a predicted model, not a curated record
CGUUUCCCAGGCUAGGGUUUAUGGCCGGGAGCUUCCUGGCUAUGGCGCAUCGCAAUUGCAAUCUCGUCCCGGCGGGGGUCUAGGCCUGUGAGGUAAGCCGAUGGAUGUGGAUGUGGAAUUAGACAGCGACAAUAGCAGCAGCUUGGGGAGCUAUGGCGACGCCGAUGCUGGAUUCCAAUUCGAGGCACACAACACCACGGCUCCAAAUCUAUCGCUCUUUGGAUUCGACGCGUCGGUGUUCCAGCGCCUGGAAAUGCUCGGGCCUUGCAGUGUGGUUGUCACGGACGCGCUGGAUGUCGAUUUCCCGAUAAUCUACGUGAACAACAUUUUCGAGUUUAUCACUGGUUACAAAGCCGAGGAAGUUCUUGGAAGAAACUGCCGGUUUCUCCAGUUUAGAGGUCCUUUCGCGCAAAGAAGGCAUCCUCUCGUCGACUCCGCGACUGUGACCGAGAUAAGGCGAUGCGUGGGAGAAGGCAUCGAAUUCUGGGGGGAGCUUCUCAACUUCCGCAAAGAUGGAACCCCGCUGAUGAACAAGCUCUGCCUCAAACCGAUACGUGGGGAAGAUGGAAGGAUCACUCACAUCAUCGGGAUACAAUCCUUCUCGGAAGUAAAGCUCGACCUCGGCCCUCUUCCGCCACCUCUCUGGAGAAACCAGUCCUCGCAACAUUGGCUCGUAAGAAGGCAUUUGCUCGACGAUGGCUACUCGUACGCCUCGUCGCCAGUCGGCCCGGGACAGUCUUCCAAAGACAGGUGUGGGAUCUUGAGACUCAGCGACGAGGUCCUGGUACAGAAAAUCCUCGCGCAGCUCACUCCAAGGGACGUCUCCUCGGUCGCUCUGGUGUGCCGGCGAUUCAACGAGAUGACCAAGAACACCGACUUGUGGAGGCUGGUUUGCCGCAAUGCCUGGGGCCGAGAGACGACCGCGGUGCUCGAGCGAGUCCACAAUCCAAGAAGCAUAGACUGGGGAAAGCUGGCCAGGGAGCUGACGACGCUGGAAGCCGCAGCGUGGAGGAAGCUCAAAGUUGGCGGGGCGGUGGAGCCAUCGCGGUGUAACUUCAGCGCUUGCGCGGUCGGGAACAAGGUGGUACUGUUCGGAGGCGAAGGCGUCAACAUGCAGCCGAUGAACGACACCUUCGUGCUCGACUUGAGCGCUGCUUGUCCCGAGUGGCGGCACGUCGACGUUGGCUCGGCUCCUCCGGGGAGAUGGGGACACACACUCUCGUGCCUCAAUGGAUCCUGGCUGGUGGUCUUCGGCGGAUGCGGCAGGCAGGGACUCCUCAACGAUGUGUUCGUGCUCGACUUGGACGCCAAGCAGCCGAGCUGGAGAGAAGUAGCCGGAGUCGGGCCCCCGGUUCCUCGUUCGUGGCACAGCUCGUGUACGCUGGAUGGCACGCAGCUGGUCGUGUAUGGCGGAUGUGCCGACUCGGGGGUGCUGCUCAGCGACACUUACAUGCUCGACAUCUCGAAAGAGAAGCCGAUGUGGAGGGAGAUCCCGGUGGCUUGGACGCCACCAUCGCGGCUCGGACACUCUCUCAGUGCCUACGGUGGUCGGAAGAUCCUUCUCUUCGGUGGUCUGGCCAAGAGCGGGCCGCUGAGGUUCCGCUCCAGCGACGCUUUCACGAUCGAUCUUGGAGAGGAGGAGCCGACUUGGAAGUACGUGACAGGGAGCACACUACCAGGUGGAGCAAACAUCGGAGGAACCACGCCGCCGCCGCGGCUGGAUCACGUCGCGGUGACUCUUCCCGGUGGCAGGAUCCUCAUCUUUGGUGGAUCCAUCGCGGGGCUCCACUCGGCGUCGCAGAUCUAUCUGCUGGAUCCCAGCGAGGAGAAGCCGACUUGGAGGAUGCUCAACGUUCCAGGACAGAAGCCAAAGUUUGCGUGGGGGCAUAGCACCUGCUUCGUCGGAGGAACGAGAGCGGUGGUUCUUGGCGGGCACACUGGCGAGGACUGGAUUCUCAACGAGCUCCACGAAUUGUCGCUGUCGUCGACCUCGCAGUGGAUCCGGCGAUUGCAGUGAAAGAUCCUCGAUCAACCGCGAAAUCUCUCGUGUAAAUUUUUCCUAUUGUCUAUACUAUUGAUCGGAUUUUAGGGUUC